CGCCUCUCCGGCCACUUCGGUUCGCCAGUGUGAGUGUUCAGGCAGCGUCGGCGAGCGCGCCCGACAGCCCUUCCCUUCUUCAGCCACCUUUCUUCUUGGCUUCUCCCCUCGAGUGCUGUCCGCGGCGUGUCGCUGCGGACCGCCCUUGCGAGCACGCAGACGUGCCUCCGUGCGGAUAAGUGCUGUGCUUUCCAUUUGGUGCGAGCCGUUUGCUACGUUUCUUGCGACACCUGCGGCCCUUAAGCUCUCUCAAUCAUGUCUGAUGACGAGGAUGUCUACUCGGAAGAGGAGGAGGAGGUUGAGGUGCCCAGAAAGAGCAUUGUGGGAGAUCAACCUCAAGGAGACCCUGAAUUCAUUAAGCGUCAAGAACAAAAGAGCUCUGCCCUUGAUGAGCAACUCAAGGAAUACAUUGCAGAAUGGCGCAAGCAAAGGUCAAAGGAGGAAGACGAGCUGAAGAGGUUGAAGGAGAAACAGGCUAAGCGCAAGGUCAUGCGAGCAGAUGAGGAGAAGCGCCUGGCCGAGCGCAAGAAGCAAGAGGAGGAGAGGAGGCAACGGGAAAUUGAGGAAAAGAAACAACGGGACAUUGAAGAGAAGAGACGCCGUCUGGAGGAGGCUGAGAGGAAACGUCAAGCCAUGAUGCAAGCCAUGAAGGAGCAGAACAAGAAGGGUCCAAACUUCACCAUCACCAAGAAGGAUCAAUCUUUCAACUUGUCAUCAGCUCAGAUUGAGAGGAACAAGACCAAGGAACAACUGGAAGAAGAGAAGAAGAUCUCCCUGAGCUUCCGCAUCAAGCCCCUGGAAAUUGAGGGCCUGAGUGUUGAUAAGCUGCGUAACAAGGCUACUGAACUGUGGGAAGCCAUUGUAAAACUGGAAACUGAGAAGUAUGAUCUGGAGGAGAGGCAGAAGAGACAAGAUUACGAUCUGAAAGAGUUGAAGGAAAGACAAAAGCAGCAGCUGAGGCACAAAGCUUUGAAGAAGGGACUGGACCCCGAGGCUCUUACUGGCAAGUACCCUCCCAAGAUCCAAGUUGCCUCCAAAUAUGAACGGCGUGUGGACACAAGAUCGUAUGAUGACAAGAAGAAGCUCUUUGAAGGAGGCUGGGCCACAUUAAGUUCAGAGGUUAAUGAGAAAGUAUGGAAAUCCAAGUAUGAAGUGUUUACCAAUCGAACAAAGUCCAAGCUGCCCAAGUGGUUCGGUGAGAGGCCCGGCAAGAAGAAGGGUGACCCCGAGAGCCCGGAGGAGGAGGAGGUGAAGGUCCCUGGUGCUGAAGAUGAUCUGGAUGAACCCACCUUUGAACCUGAGCCUGAGCCAGAGCCUGAAGAGGAGGAAGUAGAAGAGGAAGAGGAGGAGGAAGAAGAGGAGGAGGAAGAGGAGGAAGAAGAGGAGGAAGAGGAAUAAGCUGAUGCACAUCCCUUCAUUUUUAAUGAUGGAAAAACAUCAAUGUGCUGGAGCAUAAAGCAGUUUUCUGCAGUACAAACACAAUGCUACCAGAUAUCUUGAUAAACUGCCAUUGACAUCUGGCUCAGGAUUGUCUUUAUAUUUUCAGUUUUUGUGACACUAUAUGUGAAGUUAAACCACCAAAAUGUUGAACAGAAUUUACAUAUAUAUAAUUUUGAAUUCAAUAACUGGAAAUAAAUUGAUUAUUACAACAAAGAUAAUUUUUCUUCUUCUUAAGAUAUAAAACAAUAUAAUAUUGAAUUAUUGUUUCUGUUCCCUGUCUGUGAUGUAUAAAUGUGGAAAAUAUAUUAUUUCAUAUUUGGAAUAUUAGCAUAAUCAAAAUAUGUGUAUCAUUUACACUUUGUACUAUUAGUGUUACAUUACUAAAUAAUACUAGAAAUAUGAACCAUCCUUUAUAUUUUAAAUUUGAUUCAUAUAAUAUAUUUGAUUUAGGUAUGUAGAAACUAAAGGAAAUAUAUACCAAACAUGAAAAAGUUUAAUAAAAUAAUGUUCACGUUAUCAGUUAUCUUUAUAGGGAACAAAAGCAUUCCUUGAAAACCAAUUACACAAAAUUUGAAAAUACUAUUAUAAAUUGUUCUCUUAUUAAUAAAGAAUAAUUGAUACU
Molecule: messenger RNA, 2062 nt
Organism: Gryllus bimaculatus (two-spotted cricket)
Lineage: Eukaryota; Metazoa; Arthropoda; Insecta; Orthoptera; Gryllidae
Source: the annotation of a GenBank genome assembly